GCUCAGAUUCUCCAACGUCCCUCAUUCGAGAAGAGCGUUCGACCGAGUUAGGCUUCAAGAAACAACAUGAUUUCUACUUUAGAAACUGAGGUACCAAUAGAACAGACAAAGAAUGGCGAGUCCCACUCGGAGGCAUCAACAGUUUGCCCGGAAGUUUCCAACAACGCCGACGAAGUAACUCCAAAAGACGAACAAGUCCACGAAAAAUCAGCAAAAAUUACGGACAAGACGACUAAAAAGGCUGAAGUCAAGCCAGCGAAAAGCAAUAAGAAGCUAAAAGAAGAGGAGAAAAAGCUAAAACUGUUACUGAAAUCAUUUGAAGACUUGGAUAAUCCAGAAGGGAAACUCGACGCCCUUGGCAAAAAGCACUUACAAUUGGCAGCAGAGCACAAAACCACUGAAGCGAGAAAGGAUGAAUUAGAGAAGAGACUGGAAAAGGUCGUGAAAGAACGUGAUCAAUUGCAGUCUGAGUUUAACAAAGCAAGUCUGGCAAAAAACAAGUUGGAGAGUCUCUGCCGGGAAUUACAACGUCACAGCAAGCUUGUGAAGGUGCUAGGACUUGUCAGUAAUAAAUGUUCUCAUUUAAUAGCACCAUUUAACCCUAAACCCCAGGGCCCUGAUAUGGAUUUAGACUUUAAGAACUUGAUCCAUACUUUCAANCCCACUUUGAUUAAGCAAGCUCAAGAAUAUAAGAAGCAGUGUGAGAUCUUAACAAAACAGGAAAAAGAGAUGAAAUCCCAGCUGACAAUGUAUGCAGAGCGAUUUGAAGAAUUUCAGAAAACGCUCAACAAGAGCAAUGAAGUGUUUUCGACUUUCAAGAAAGAAAUGGACAAGAUGACAAAAACAAUCAAAAAACUGGAAAAGGAAAAACUCUCGUGGAAAACGAAGUUCGAUAACGGUAACCGUUCAUUGCUGCAAAUGGUAGAAGAGCGAGAAAAACAACAAAAAGAAAUGACGGCUUUGCGAUUGAAGAAUGAAAAGCUUGAAAACCUUUGUCGGGCGCUGCACAAGGGAGCUAAAGUGACAGCCAGUGACAUCGACCAGACCAAGGAAACCAGUUCUGCUCUUUCUAGUGAAGAAAUCAAACAGUCACCAUCUGGUGGAGAGAGAAUAAACGGCAAAAACGAACACAACGCAAGUGCCGGAGAAGAAAAAACGUCAAGUGAACAAACACUUGAAAAGCCAGAGGAUGUAAGAGACGAGGAAGACGAAAAGCAGAGCGAGGAACAGCUCAUGGAAGAUUCUGUUGGCCAGUCAAGUGGCGGGGUUCAAGAACCUGCUGCUGAAAAUUCGAAUCAUAAAUCUGACGAUUCUGCAACCAGUUCCGAAACAAGCCCGACCGUUCUCUCUGAUACACCGAGUAAUGCCGAAGAAGUUCCGCUGGAUUCCGAAAAUAUUGCAAGUGAGAGUGAGACGACUUCAGCUGUAAAUGAAGAGACAAAUGUUCCCGAUCGUGCAAGUAGUUGAUAUUGCUUUGUAGCUAUCAACAAACAACACUGAUUGCAAUGAAUACAUGGAAAAUGGGAAAUUUUCCGGCGACGAUUAAAAUGAAAGCAGUUUUAUCCGUGUUAAAUCUUGAAACCUUGUAAUUUUUUAGUAGUUUUCUACUCGUCUCGAAAGACAUUUUGCAUUUUCAAUAGUAUUGUAUUUUUAGUGAGAGUGGAAAAUUUUUGUCUUAUCGCACUAAUAAAAUAAAGAAGGAAAUUGCUACAUGCA
Molecule: messenger RNA, 1716 nt
Organism: Orbicella faveolata
Lineage: Eukaryota; Metazoa; Cnidaria; Anthozoa; Scleractinia; Merulinidae
Product: beta-taxilin-like
Molecular function (GO): syntaxin binding
Source: RefSeq, a predicted model, not a curated record